Sceloporus undulatus (fence lizard) is the source of this 6057-nucleotide messenger RNA. RefSeq names its product cadherin 18 (gene CDH18). Gene Ontology annotation, cellular component: plasma membrane; adherens junction; catenin complex. The record is from RefSeq and is a predicted model, not a curated record. The transcript is spliced from 14 exons. Gene Ontology annotation, molecular function: cadherin binding; calcium ion binding. Gene Ontology annotation, biological process: multicellular organism development; cell morphogenesis; cell-cell junction assembly. Lineage: Eukaryota; Metazoa; Chordata; Lepidosauria; Squamata; Phrynosomatidae. Bases 524 to 2896 code for a protein of 790 amino acids.
UCCUUUAAAAUUUACAGCAACAUUCAAAGGUAGUAUGUAAGAGAAAGCCUGAGAAUCCAGAAAAACGGGAACAAAAUUAAGAGGCUGAGGGGGAAGAAGACAUACUAUGAUUGUCUUGUAACUGAGAUGCACUUCCUGAUCACUGAAAAAUUGGAUAUGCUGGCUGUUAUCUCAGUUACCUGAGAUCUUCAGUGAAUCUCUCUUGAUCCUUCUGGGCAGAAUCAAUCAAUUAUCUUCUGAUUAAGGAAUCAGCCUGAAAAGAACACUGUGGUAUAAAAUGUGUGGCCCCAGCAGUCAGUUGUGAAGAUCAGCAAAGUGAGUAAUUUUCUCACUUUGCAUUUGAUGAUGUAAAUGACCUCUGACCAAUGGACAGCUGAACCAUGGACAAUAUAAAUGAACCUUUCUGGACUGUUUUUUUAAACCAGUUCUUUCUUUCACCCAUGGAAGCCUGUUAACGGAUUACAGUAGGAAAAAGAAAGUGGAGACGGGAAGAAAACACCUUGAAUUGGAAAGUGAUCCUACAAUGAGAAUUACGAGCACUUCUUGCAUCUGCCCAGUCCUAGUUUGUCUCUGUUUUGUGCAGAGGUGUUAUGGAACUGCACAUCAUGGCUCAAUCAAGGUGACAAGAAACCAAACUAAACAUAUAGAGGGGGAAACGGAAGUGCACCAUCGACCCAAGCGUGGAUGGGUGUGGAACCAGUUCUUUGUUUUAGAAGAGCAUAUGGGACCAGAUCCACAGUAUGUUGGAAAGCUGCACUCCAAUUCUGACAAAGGUGAUGGAUCAGUCAAAUAUAUCCUUACGGGUGAAGGGGCUGGGACUAUCUUUAUUAUUGAUGACACGACGGGGGACAUCCAUUCAACCAAAAGCCUAGACCGGGAAAAGAAGACACACUAUGUACUGCAUGCUCAGGCUAUUGAUAGACGGACGAACAAGCCUCUUGAGCCUGAAUCGGAGUUUAUUAUCAAAGUACAAGACAUCAACGACAAUGCACCAAAAUUUACAGAUGGGCCCUACAUAGUUACAGUGCCAGAGAUGUCUGAUAUGGGUACCUCAGUCCUUCAGGUGACAGCUACAGAUGCUGAUGAUCCCACCUAUGGAAAUAGUGCCCGGGUGGUAUACAGUAUUCUUCAGGGACAGCCAUAUUUCUCCGUUGACCCUAAAACAGGAGUCAUCAGGACAGCCUUGCAUAACAUGGACCGAGAAGCCAGGGAACAUUACUCGGUUGUCAUUCAAGCCAAAGAUAUGGCUGGACAAGUUGGAGGGCUGUCAGGAUCAACCACUGUAAAUAUAACACUCACCGAUGUCAACGACAACCCCCCCAGGUUCCCUCAGAAACAUUAUCAGCUGUAUGUUCCUGAGUCGGCACAAGUUGGCUCUGCAGUAGGCAAAAUCAAGGCUAAUGAUGCAGAUACUGGGUCAAAUGCAGACAUGAAAUAUUCCAUUAUAAAUGGGGAUGGAUCUGGAGUGUUUUCCAUAUCAACUGACAAAGAAACACGGGAAGGAAUUAUUUCCUUGAAGAAGCCACUCAACUAUGAAAAAAAGAAAUCCUAUACUCUUAAUAUAGAAGGAGCAAAUACCCACCUCGAUUUCCGCUUCUCACACUUAGGACCUUUUAAAGAUGUAACUAUGUUGAAGAUCAUUGUUGGGGAUGUGGAUGAGCCUCCAUUGUUCACUCUGCCAUCUUAUAUCAUGGAUGUUUAUGAAAAUGCCAAGAUUGGAACUAUUGUGGGCACAGUAACAGCACAGGAUCCAGACAGUGCUAACAACUUAGUAAGAUAUUUCAUUGAUCACAACACUGAAGAAGAUAGAUAUUUCACCAUUGAUGCAAACACAGGAACCAUUAAGACUGCCAAGGUUUUUGACAGAGAAGAAACCCCUUGGUACAACAUCACAGUCACUGCUUCUGAAAUUGAAAGUCCUGGCCUCUUGAGCCAUGUCCCUGUUGGAAUUAAAAUUCUUGACAUCAAUGACAACCCUCCAGAGCUUGCCGAAGACUAUGAUGUAGUUGUCUGUGAAAAUUCAAAGCCUAACCAGAUUAUUCAUACAAUCAGUGCUACUGACAGAGAUGACUUUACAAAUGGGCAAAGAUUUCAUUUUUCCCUGGAUGACAGUUUUCCUUUAAAUCCAAACUUUACACUAAAGGACAAUGAAGAUAAUACAGCCAGCAUCCUCACCCGGCGGAGGAGAUUUAGCCGGACUACCCAGGACAUGUAUUACCUACCCAUUAUGAUUUCUGAUGGAGGGAUUCCCUCUCUCAGCAGCAGUGCCACCCUUGUGAUACGGGUAUGUGCAUGUGAAAGGGAUGGCCGUGUGCGGACCUGCCAUGCAGAAGCCUUCCUCUCCUCUGCUGGAUUGAGCACAGGAGCCUUAAUUGCCAUCCUGCUGUGUGUCAUCAUUCUCUUGGCAAUAGUGGUCCUUUUCAUCACGCUAAGACGCAGCAAAAAGGAACCUCUGAUCAUUUCAGAGGAGGAUGUCCGGGAAAAUGUGGUCACCUAUGACGAUGAGGGGGGAGGUGAGGAGGACACUGAAGCUUUUGACAUCACUGCUUUGCGGAACCCAUCAGCUGCUGAAGAACUGAAGUAUCGAAGGGAUGUUCGGCCUGAGGUCAAGCCUACAGCCAAGCAUCCCACUUCAUCCAGCCUUGACAGUAUAGAUGUUCAUGAAUUUAUUAAACAAAGACUGGCAGAAGCAGACCUUGAUCCUAGUGUGCCCCCAUAUGAUUCUCUACAGACAUAUGCAUAUGAAGGUCAAAGGUCAGAAGCUGGAUCUAUCAGUUCUUUGGAUUCAGCAACUACACAUUCUGACCAGGAUUAUAAUUACCUUGGUGACUGGGGACCGGAGUUUAAGAAGCUAGCUGAACUUUAUGGAGAAAUAGAAUCUGAAAGAACAACUUAACUUUCUUUUGUCACCAUCCAAAUAAGGAACAUUUUAGUUCCACAAACUAAAGCGUGAAGAGUCAUAUCAAAAGAAAUAUAUACAUAUAUCUAUGAAUACAGUACUCUGAACAACUGAAAAAAGCUGUACACAGUUACUGUAGAAACAAGUGCCCUUUUCACAUUUGAAACUGGGUUCUUCAAUUGGAAGAAAGUCAAAAUUUUGGAGGAAAAAAAAAUACCUGCUACAAAAUAAAAGAUUGUCCCUUUGUGUAUAUUUUUAAUUGCUCAAUAAAUGUAAGGUAUCAGUAAUGAUACCUUAUGAUAUAUCAAGUAAACCUAUCAAUGACCAAUAUUAUUGCAAUAUCCCCAAACAUGCCAGAGCUACAGUGAGUCUACUGUGGUGCUUACUCAUGAGGAGAACCAAUUCUGUUUAAAUGGCUGUGGAAUUAUGUGUCUAGCUCUGCCUGUAGGUUUGGGGAUUUAAGGUAACCAAGGGGAUGGGUCAUUUGCUUCUGUUUUAAUAUUCCCCAGCAGUCUUAUUUCUUUCAGAAGCAUGUAUUGGGAUUAUCCAGUCAGGUGCCAUUUUAGUGUCUGCCCUAACAUUCAUCUGGAUUUUAUUUAAAUAGUGACCUCUGCUGGGAAAUGCAACACUUUACUGGGCCAAUCCUACUCAUUCCAUGCAUGGAGAGGCAAUCAAGCAAGUAUUUAAUGGCUACUUAUUGAAACACUCAUACCCCCCUCGCUCCUACAAUUUUUCAGGUUUUUUAGUGGUAUCGAUAUUGCUGAUUCUAUUCCAACCAUUAUUUUCAGUGCAAUCCUCCUGUGUGUCUAUUUAAAAGCAAAAUCCAUUGAGUAAAAUGGGUUUCGCUCCCAGAUAAGUGGGCAUAGGACUGCAGCAUUGGUCUUUUAUUAUCUUAAACAAUGUCACAUUUCUUUCUGCAACAAAGCAGAAGAUGAGUGGGUUUUUCUGUGUGGAAUUUUUUUUAUUAUGUCAUUGUUGUAUUGUGAGUUUACCUAUGCAACAGCUUGGGUUGUCUGCUCUUCACUCAGAUUGGUGAAAAUGUAGAUACAAUGUAACCAAUCACAUGCUGCUCUGAAUCAGAAGAAAAAGUAAUGAGAUAGUCACUUGAUAAGGUAUAAUCAUAGGUUUUUCUAUAUAUGUAUGUGGGAGAGCACAGAGCUCAUAGGACAGCCUUCCCUAGAUGUUCUGGACUACAAUCUCCCUUCUAGAUGUUUUGGACUACAAUUUCCAUCAUGUUUUCAUCUGCCAUGCUGGUUGGAGAUGACAUUGUAAUUCAAAACACCUGAAGGCCAUUAGGCAGCCUGAAGAGGCAUGAUGAUAAAUCGUAUUCUGAAGCUAACUGGGCCUGGACUAGUCAAUACAGUAGUCUAAAGGGUGUCGUUGGUACAAGGCACCCAUAUCAGUGGUGUGCAGAGUAGAUCUAUAACUUGCUAUUUUCUCCCCUGAGAUGCUAUUGUAAGAACAUAGAACUCCUAUUCUGUCUUGCAGCAACACCCAAUACUUUUGGGGGGGGGGGGCAUCCACUUGUUUUUUGUCAAUGUAUUUAAGUUAUUUGAUAACUGCAUAUAAAUGUGUUUUGUUUUUGUUUGUUUGUUGAAAACUAUAUGCACAUUUAACAUCAAAAUCCAGGUUUCUACUGAUAAAGGAGUUUUGGCCCUACAAAACAUGUUGGAUAUUUCCAUAAAAACAGGACAAGUUCUACUCAACUGUAAUCAAGGUUGACAAAGAAAAAUAUAGCUUUUUUGUGUACCCUUUGUAUUACCUUUUCUUAUGCUUGGGCCUUUGCAACAGCUAGAUGGGAGGCUACCUGGAAUUCCCUCCUCCCACGGUAGACUUUCCAGAGAGCUUUAAUGAAGAAUGAGGACACAACUGUAAUAUUUAAGAUAAUGUUCUGAAUAUAAGAACAUGGGAGUAUAAGAACAUUAUUGUAAACAGAAUUCUGGGAGAGUACUUCCAGGUAAUGUUGGGUUCUACUCGCAGAUCACUUUCUAGAUAACGUAAACAGGUAUCCAUCUCUAAUAUAAUGUGUAUACUGCAUAUGUACAUAUAUUCACAUGAGAGUUGUUCUUCUAAAGCUCACUGGUUAUACUGUAACCUCUGUAUCAGAUGGGGUCCAUCAUUUUAAUAAGAAAAUGCAGCCAAGCAAAUAUUGUGUUUAUGCUAUAGUUUGUUUUAUCAUUCAUUUUUUAGUUACAAUUAAUUUAUUUACCACUUUCCCAAAUGCAGUAUAGCCCCGUUUGUUGACAUCCUUGUAUGUUGAGAUAUAUAUCUAUGUGAGAGACUGUAAGGCAGAAGUGCUAUUACUUUGCAACCAUCCAUUCUUUUAUCAUCGUUGUAGAUGUGGAUCUAUAACAAGGGGGCUUUUAUUUCUUUGGUUGUAAGUAUGUUUCAAUUAAGAUCCAACUUAGCCACACUGGAAGAAGGAGGGCACCCAUCCAGCUUUCCUAUACUAUAGUGAGGGCUUGAAUUUAGCAAAGUCUAUCAAUGUCUGCUUGUGUACUAUGUCUUUCUAAUGACAAGGACAUUAUAUUUCAAACCAUAGAUGAAAGCCUUAUUCUACAGACUUUCUUGCAGUAUCAUUACCCCUUGGCUAUUGCCAAAAUAGAUAUGAAACGGCAGUACCAAAAGGGCAUCUUUGGAAAGUAUGCAGUACUCAAUGUGGUCUAAACCCUUACCAAAAAAAAGGCCAAUGUUUUCAUUAGUCCGUUGUAUUCUGACUUUCAAAAUGAGGCAUAAUGCAAACCUACAAAGGGCAUGCAAACCUACAAAAGACUAUUAGGCAGAGUGGGAUAGGUGUCUUCAACCUAAAACUAAUUGCUAGUCCAAACUAGGGUUGACCCACUGGACCAAUGGGAAGUUGAUUCACCAUUCACCAGUGGAUUCAGUGGGCCCACACUAAGUGAGCGUAACCAGUGGGAUUCAGGGCUUAACGAUGAUGGAGGUCAAGAAGUAGCAACAAGAUUUCGGAGAACAGAUCUGUGUGUGUCACAGAGUGUGAGCUCUUCUUUCUAAGCAUCUUCCCUCUGGUGCAUUCUUGUCAUAUCGAUGGGAUGGUUCAACUGUCAGUCUUGUUGGCUUCUAUAAACAGAAUUUACAUACUGGUUUUACAGACAUAACACAGCUACAGUGGGGCAAAAAAGUAUUUAGUCAGCCACCAA